This is a messenger RNA of Cuculus canorus (common cuckoo), 5317 nucleotides long. RefSeq names its product N-acyl phosphatidylethanolamine phospholipase D (gene NAPEPLD). The transcript has 5 exons. Gene Ontology annotation, cellular component: membrane-bounded organelle; cytoplasm. Lineage: Eukaryota; Metazoa; Chordata; Aves; Cuculiformes; Cuculidae. Gene Ontology annotation, molecular function: N-acylphosphatidylethanolamine-specific phospholipase D activity; zinc ion binding. The record is from RefSeq and is a predicted model, not a curated record. Gene Ontology annotation, biological process: N-acylphosphatidylethanolamine metabolic process; N-acylethanolamine metabolic process. Bases 16 to 1386 code for a protein of 456 amino acids.
CGCCAUCUUGCCACCAUGGCGCGGGGCCGCGCGCUGCUGGCCGCGCUGCGGGGCCGCGGCUCCUGCCGGAGGGGGAGGAGCGGCCCCAUGGAGGAGGUGGCGGAGGGGGAGGGCGAGGCUGCUCCGGAGCGGCUGCGGCGGGGAAGGGGUGCUGCGCACCUGCUGCAGCGGGGUUCGCCCCGCGGUUCUUCUCAAAAAGAUAUGGAUAAGAAAAUGGAUGACGAGCAAUCUUUGACUGCAUGUAACCAGUACCCUAAAGAAGUGGUGAGGAAACGUCAGAAUUCAGGUCGAGGCUCCAGAGGCAGCGAUUCUUCCAGGACCUCCAGGAAAAGCUUCAGGCUGGACUACAGGUUAGAAGAGGAUGUAACUAAAUCAAAGAGAGGCAAAGAUGGGAGAUUUGUCAACCCUUGGCCAACAUGGAAAUCUCCAACCUUUCCAAAUGUUUUGAAAUGGUCCCUCAUGGAAAAAAAUAACAGCAAUGUGCCGUGUUCAAAGCAGGAACUUGAUAAAGAGCUUCCAGUGUUAAAACCAUACUUUAUUCAAAAGCCGGAGCUUGCUGGGAAGACAGGAACAGGAAUGCGAGUCACGUGGUUGGGACAUGCCUCAGUUAUGGUGGAAAUGGAUGAACUCAUAUUCCUUACUGACCCAAUCUUCAGCCAGCGAGCUUCCCCUACUCAGCUGAUGGGUCCCAAGCGCUUCCGAGGACCUCCUUGCACAGUACAGCAGCUCCCCAAAAUAGAUGCAGUUGUGAUCAGCCACACCCAUUACGAUCAUUUGGACUACAACACUGUAACGAGUUUAAAUCAACGCUUUGGGAGUGAGCUGCGGUGGUUUGUGCCUUUAGGGCUCUUGGACUGGAUGCAGAGAUGUGGUUGCGAGAACGUGAUUGAACUGGACUGGUGGGAAGAGAACUGCGUCCCUGGUCAUGAUGCGGUAACUUUUGUCUUCACCCCUUCUCAACACUGGUGCAAAAGGACUGCGACAGAUGAUAACAAGGUUCUUUGGGGCAGCUGGUCUGUCUUGGGACCUUGGAAUAGGUUUUUCUUUGCAGGAGAUACUGGAUAUUGUGUUGCUUUUGAACAGAUAGGUAAAAGGUUUGGACCUUUUGAUCUCGCUGCCAUCCCUAUUGGAGCUUAUGAGCCAAGGUGGUUUAUGAAGUACCAGCAUGUGGAUCCUGAAGAAGCAGUAAGAAUCCAUAUUGAUGUUCAAGCAAAGAAGUCUGUAGCAGUUCACUGGGGGACCUUUGCUUUAGCAAAUGAGUAUUACUUGGAUCCUCCAGUUAAACUGAAUGAAGCUCUUGAAAGAUACGGCUUGAAAAAAGAUGACUUCUUUGUCUUAAACCAUGGAGAAUCACGAGACUUGAGUACAAAUGAUGGGUUUGAAUAAUGAAACAGGAACAGCUCCUUGUACGCCCUGUUUGAUUUGAACUAGCAGUUAAUCUUAUAAGUAUUAUGUUGUACUUACAAAGUAGAUUUUUUGAAGUGAAUUGGAUUUCUAGUUGCCAGAUUUGUCAGCUUCAGAACUAAAACCUGCAUACCUAUUUCAUGAUAAAUUUUACCAGCUACAUUGUUUAUAGAUUUCAAGAGGUGACCUAAAAACUGGUUGGUAUAUAAAGAAUUGUCUGGGAAUAACUUGCAAUUUCAACUCUUACAUCUACUGAUGAAGAGUAUUUAAAAAAAAAAAAAAAGGUGAUUUAUCUUACCUGCAGCAGCAAUAAUAACCUCAGCACAGGACACAGUCUUAGAAUUAAUGGUUGAAUGCGUCAUUUUAAGAAUAUAAUUUCCCACUUGUCAGUCAUUAAUCUUAAGGUUAUGCCCUGUACUUUGACAGCUUCACUGUAUGUUUUGUUGGGUGGACAAAUACCAUCUUGCCCUGUUGUUAAAGAAAAGUAAAAUAAUUAUUUUACUGAGUGCUUCAACAUUUUCAUAUAUUGACGAACCACAAAAGCUGAAUUUUACAAUGAUCUAAAGAAAUGUGCCUUUUAAAGAGAGAGAUAAUUUAAUAUUGCAUCAUUAACGUGUAAAACUUACUGCUGGACAGAGUAUCUGCACACUUUCAUUGUUUUGUCAAUAUUUUUAAGUUAGGUCCGAAUGUGUCUACAAUAACUUUCUUGUCAAAUGCAGUACAUGAAAUAGAAGAAUCCCGUAAUGGCGCUUGUCUUUGCAUUCACUCAGCCUAUUACUAAGUACUUUUUUCUUUUUUUUUUAAGUGAAAAAACUUAAGCAAGGGCUGCGCUAUUUUUUCUUAUAGUUUCCCUGUAAUUUUAAAAUUGAAUGAGAGAUGACAACAUUGUUUAGUAUUGUAAAACUUGGCUGAAUGCAUCUGUAUCAAAUUGCGAUGCUAAUUUACAGAAUUAAAGCUUAUUGUUGCCAAUAAAAUGGGUUGAUAUUCUUCUUCAUAAUUUGUUGGCAAAUAAUUUUUUUGUUCAUGAUUUGCUUUUGUCUGUGGGAUAUGUGCAUUGUUUUCUUUUUACUGUGCAUUAUAUUUUAUGCUCAUACUCUAUGAAGAUAAAUAAAAACCAACAAGUUAUUUCCUUGCAAUUUCAAGAUAUGAGCUUCUGGCAACUAGUUAAAACCAGUUAAUGAGAUUUCAUGCUAGGAACAAACUGAAGAAAUGUAUCAACUGCUGACAGCUAUCUUUAAAAAAAUUAUAUCAUGAAAUCCUUGAAGUCUUACAGAUCUUCAUGCCAACAAUGAACAGCACAGGGAGGCAAAGAUCAGUUACUCCAAGCUCACAUAGAGGAAAGGUUCUGGAACAGAGGAUUACAUUUACAUGUAAGAAGUAGCUUAUAUUCCUUUAGUGGGAUUCAUUUGACAAAAUCUAUAUUUCUUUAUUUGAAAAGGUAAUUCUAGUGUGGUCUAGGUGUAUUCAGCAGACCGUUUUCAGAACUGGUUUAAAACCACUUUCAGUCACUCAGUGUUGAUUUGGGGAGGGUAUUUCAGAUGAAGUCUCUGUUGGGCCUCACAUUUACACAGUAGCACCAGUAAUAAUUUGGGUAAUAUAAUGCAUAUAACAUGUUCAUAAUAUUGUGGAGGACACUGAGCUGCAGGAUGUUUUGAGAGUGUGGUUAAAAUUAAAGGGUUUUUUUUGGUUUUUUUUAGAGUUUUCAAAAUAAUCAAUAGACUGUUCUGUAAAAUUCUGUACUUUGGAAAGAAGCAAUGAAACUAAAAUACGGCAUACCUAGAUAAGCAGCCGCAUAGCAGAGAAGUGCUGACUAGCAAGGGCAAGAGACUAGAUAUCAGUAAUGACUUAUGUUUUGUGUUGGAUCUAUUAAUACACACCACUUGCGUGUGUAACGGUGACUUAUGCUUUGCUUUGUGCUGAUAAGAUUCCACCUAGGGUACGUGGUGCGGGACGAAAAAACUAGACACACGUGUGAAGGCACUUUGGGGAGUCUUGCAUGGUGUCAAAAGGACUUAAUAGAAUUGUUCUAUAAAGAAAGCAUUUAAAAAUAGGUCCUUCUAGACCAGAAAAGAAGACAAGAUUAUAACAAGUUUUCAUGUGUUUUUAGAAAAUGGGACAAAGGUCACUUGUUUGUGUCAGCUGUCAAAGCAAAGCAUAAGAGAUCAACUUUGAUCAUCAAAAAGAUGAUGUCUGAAAAACUUGGUUUUAGGUUGGAGAACACAGAGAAGAAUGUCUAAAUGACUCCAUUGCUGAGAAAACAUAUAUAUACCUAUGUAGGUGGGGUGUGGGUGUACGUGUAUAUACAUAUAUAUCAGAUAUACCUAGAACAGGCUAGUUUUAAGUUCGUGUCAGAAGAGAAAGGUGUGAGAUCCAUAAAUUCUUAAUAUCUGACCUAGUCUUUAUUUUUCUUUGUUAAGUACAGAAGCAGAAAAAAAACUAAAUCUACGAAAAGUGGCAAAGCACUAAGGGAUUGUAAUGCAAUUUGCUUAUUACAAAAUAAGCAGUAUUUUUGGAGCAGUGGGAAGGAGAAAGGGAAGAUCACUGUCGCUGCUGAGGUUGACAGGGUUCUGACUGGGAAUCAUGCCAAGUUCUAUUUCUGCCUUAAUUGUAUUCCUGAGGAGUUAAAAUUACCUAUGUAGAUAAAUUGGAUACAUGUAGCUUUACCCCUGUAUUGAUCAGAGCUUAGCUACCUUGUAUUUUCAAGGUCGAGUCUUUUUUGCAGUUUUAGCUAUUUGCCAAUUUGCCUACUGAAGAAUAACUAAAAUUGCUCUUGAAUUAUGGAAAGAGACAAGAGUGUUAUUAAGAGCAGAUUGGCAGUAUUAACUUAGGAAGAGGAAGCCUCAGGUAACAGUUCAGGUAAUGCAUGUUUCUUGAAAAUGGUACAAGGUGGAAAACUUGUUUUCCAGCCUUUGCGUCUGACACUUUUUACUUUAUGAUGCAGUGUUCAGGAAGUCUUAGUCUCAUUUUAGCAUAAAAGGUGUUUCCUAGUGUGAUUUAUGUUCAUCAAUGAAACUUCCUGCGGGUUCUUUUACAAUGAUGUUUACAUGUAUUCCACUUCCAAUUAACGCUGCAUUAAUGAUGAAAACUUUAUGGGGGCUAACUGCUCAGAAAGAUUAUUCUGAUGACACUCCAGCUGUAGAGAAAAGGGACUAAACUCUCUGAGGAAAGCAGGCUCAAGAGCUGCUACAGAAGACGAAGCUUUUGUAAAAGUGUGUCUGAUACUGCUCGUGUAGACUCUUAUAAAGAGGAGGAUGUUGAAUUGCACUUAAGGAUAAUAUCUGACUCAAAAUAUUUUUAAAAAUGUCUUUUUUUCAAGUGUGGAGACCUUGCACAGUUGUGGUUAACUGCACUGCAGUGUGGUUAAAUGGAAUGGAUGUACUAAACAUACAAGAAUGUACUUUUAGAAUAUAUUCUGUGCAGGUAAGGUGAAAAAAACAUAGGCUGAUUUACUUUAAUGUGCGGCUUUAUUUGAAAAUGCCACUUCUGUAAGAAGCCAAUGAUAAUUUAGUAUUGGUUUUAUUUAAUAUUUUCUAAGAUUUGGUUGCACCCAUUUAAUAGAUAGAAGAUAAAUAAAAUGUAAAUGUGUGAUCUCUAAUUCCUAAAUCUUCAAUGCACCAUUCCAUGAAGAUAUUUAUUCAACACCUUUAAAGUGACAAAUUCUUUGACAUUGAGAAGAAUAUUUCAAUAGACUCUACUCAUCCAUUUAAAAUGUCCAUUGUAUGUUUGAAAGUUUUUUGUUUUAAACUCUUCCUCUCCCCUUUCUGUACCAGCUAUACAGUCAUUCCUCAAUACAAAUUAAGCCAUGCUUUUACAUUGCUCAUUAAAAAAAAUCUGUUAUGAGAUACAAUGUAUUCUCUUUCAUAGUAACUGAUUUGUGCCCAGUAAUAUGGUAGUAGUCAGUAUUUUUUCUUUU